CAUCGGCUACGCAACACCACCCAACGCAUCCUAUACGGAUGUCCACUACGCGCAGGGCACGCGCUCCGCAAUCUUCCAUGGACUUCACCCUCGCACUUCCACCAGUCGCUGACGUUCUUCGAACCUUCGGACCCGCUUAAGUUCGCCAUAAUGAAGAACUUUCUGCGCGCAUGGUGCACACGAGAGUACGCACUGACUGCCUCGUUGUUUCGUUCCUCGCCCCGACUUCAUUUCCGAGAGGGUACGAGGCGUGUCAAGAUUGUUCUUUGUCCUUGCUAUCGUCCCCCAUCCGCUUGACCGAUCAUCCCAACGCUGUCUGUCCCGUUCAAGGUCGCGCAGAGAUGCCAUCGUCCUUGCUGUUGAUCUCUUUGGACCAAGCUCGGAGUUUCUCCGAUGCUACAGUACUGGAUGACGAGUACAUGUACAAGGAUGUAGUACUACCUGUCGCUCCCUCGAGCUGUGAAGGAUGUAGAUCUGCCACAUCGAGCCUGGCACUAGAUCAGGGCGCCUUGGAGUUACCGUAAUAGGGACAAACAAAUGAUAUCGGCUUGACUCGCUUU
Messenger RNA from Schizophyllum commune H4-8, 560 nucleotides. RefSeq lists its product as uncharacterized. NCBI's taxonomy places the organism in Eukaryota, Fungi, Basidiomycota, Agaricomycetes, Agaricales, Schizophyllaceae. The transcript has 2 exons. Bases 171 to 524 code for a protein of 117 amino acids. The record is from RefSeq and is a predicted model, not a curated record.